UUCAGGCAGAAACUGAAGCGACGCCUCGACCUCCUCUGCUGCUGCUCUGUUUGUGGAUUCUUUGUUUCCUUCUGACCGGGAGCAUGAUCAUCAUCAUCCUCAUCAGCGUGUCCCUCACAGACCAGACUGCAGAGAACCAGCACCUGCUUGCUGACAGGAGAACCCUGCAGAACCAGAGCGAGGGGCUGAGGGGAGAGCGAGACCACCUGAACCAGACUCUGAGGGUCAUCCUGACCUUCGACAACUUCCCGGUUCAGAAGUUCUGCCCUGAAAAACAGUGUGGGCCGUGUCGGGCCGACUGGGUUCUGUUCCAGGGGAAAUGUUACCUCUUCUAUAAUAAGAACUCUCCCUGGAAGAGCUGGGAGGACAGUCGGAGGUUCUGUCAGGACGGAUCCGCAGAUCUGGUUGUCGUUGACGACCUGAGAGAGCAGGAAUUCAUCAGUGAAAACACAAAGUUCUACUACGAUGAGUUUCAUGGGUUCUGGUUGGGUCUACAGAGGACCAGAACCGGCUGGGUCUGGGUCGAUGGAAGGAACGACACUCUGGGGUUCUGGGGGUCGGAGUCCGCCGCUGAUCAGGAACUAAAAGUUCUGCUGAUUCCUGGACAGAACUCCACAAAGAACUGGAACCCGAGAAAAAACGAGUUUCAGAACAAAUUCAUCUGUGAGCACGAAGCUCUGCGGUGGUAAAUGAAUAAAUGUCAUUAUUUGUGUUGAAUUUACCUUUAAAUGAGAUCCAGGUUGUGUUUUUUAGUUGAUUUAAAUGAGUUUAUUUUGUUUCUUAAUAAAAACCUGGUACUGAUCUGUGUGUUCAGGAGGCUGGAGGUUUAAAAGCAGAGAAAUGAGGUAAUUUAACGUUACGACAAUAAUUGUGUCAUGAGUUGGAAGCUGCUGAAACAAACUGUCGGGACAUGAUGACCUUUGAACUUCCUGUUAAAACUCCAUUGUUUCUCUAUGUCUGAGUCACCGCUCUGUUACAAAACGAUUUAAACUUUAGCAGGUUAGGGUUAGAGGGAAUAAAACUCCAGAUGAUUUUAGGUUAUAAAGGAAUUUACUGAAACACGUCAGAAAUAAACUAAUCUUAACCAAAA
This is a messenger RNA of Austrofundulus limnaeus, 1090 nucleotides long. RefSeq names its product CD209 antigen-like protein E. Lineage: Eukaryota; Metazoa; Chordata; Actinopteri; Cyprinodontiformes; Rivulidae. The record is from RefSeq and is a predicted model, not a curated record.